AUGCCUGUUCGUACUGGUGCCUUCCGUUAUGGGCGCAUCGUAGUGGAAGAGCACUGGGACUAUGAUGGGGCGUAUUUGCCUGCUCUUCCUUUUAUUCUCCAGAUGGGCGGCCAGAUUACCGCUACAGAAUUGGAAGCUUGGCUAGGUUUGCAGCUUUCAUUGCAAGUUACCUGGUUAUUCCUCGGACUCACGGGUCUGUACGUGCGUCGCCUAGUCGGUGGAAGAUAUAACCAUCAGGGCGGUGCAAAAUAUGAUGGUUUCUGUCUGUAUGUGCUUUUGGUGGGAUGUGGGGAUUGA
Messenger RNA from Aspergillus niger, 297 nucleotides. RefSeq lists its product as hypothetical. The transcript has 2 exons. Bases 1 to 297 code for a protein of 98 amino acids. Lineage: Eukaryota; Fungi; Ascomycota; Eurotiomycetes; Eurotiales; Aspergillaceae. The record is from RefSeq and is a predicted model, not a curated record.